UGGUGCACAAGCACAAGUACGUGUUUUCUGAAAAUGGAUUAGUAGCUCAUAAGAAUGGAGAGCUCAUUCAUAAACAGAGCAUACAGAAUGAAGUGGGAGAGGAAAAAUUGCAGCGAUUCAUUAACUUCUCUCUACGAUACAUGGCGGACCUGACAUUGCCCGUGAAAAGGGGUACCUUCAUAGAAUUCAGGAGUGGUCUAAUCAAUGUAUGUCCAGUGGGAAGGAGCUGCUCACAAGCUGAGAGAGAGGAAUUCAACGCAUACGACCAGGAACAUAAAGUGAGGGAAAAAUUUGUGAUGGCCUUACGAAAAGAAUUUGCAGACUUUGGAUUGCAGUAUUCCAUAGGGGGACAGAUAAGUUUUGACGUGUUUCCUAAAGGCUGGGACAAGACCUACUGCUUGAGACACGUGCUCCAAGAUGGUUUCAAAACGAUUCACUUCUUCGGAGACAAAACCAUUCCCGGCGAAAACGAUUACGAGAUUUUCGCGGAUGAAAGGACGAUUGGUCAUUCUGUGACCAGUCCAGCUGAUACCAUGCAGCAAGUGUGCGAACUGCUCCAAAUGACCAGUCUAUGAUGUUGGAAAGCUUUCACUGUCAAGUGCUGCCAUCUAGCGUGAAUUAUGUUAUUGAAUGUUAUGCGAGUGCGCCGGUUUUGGAAACAUUCCAUUAAGUUAUCGUACUAUGAGUUGAGACCAUGGUUGAGACCCAUACAUAUGAAAUAUCCUCCAUUUAAAAUUUCUGUUUAUCUUGCGUUAAUAAUA
Molecule: messenger RNA, 761 nt
Organism: Priapulus caudatus
Lineage: Eukaryota; Metazoa; Priapulida; Priapulimorpha; Priapulimorphida; Priapulidae
Product: phosphomannomutase 2-like
Biological process (GO): protein N-linked glycosylation; GDP-mannose biosynthetic process; mannose metabolic process
Cellular component (GO): cytosol
Molecular function (GO): phosphomannomutase activity
Source: RefSeq, a predicted model, not a curated record